Molecule: messenger RNA, 6883 nt
Organism: Ostrea edulis (European flat oyster)
Lineage: Eukaryota; Metazoa; Mollusca; Bivalvia; Ostreida; Ostreidae
Exons: 2
Coding region: 428-1462 (344 amino acids)
Source: RefSeq, a predicted model, not a curated record
GACGUGGACAACAUGAAAAUCAGUGUUUUAUGAUUUCGGUCCAGACAUACAUGCAUAAUUAUAUGUUCAGAUGUCCGUGUGUUAAUUAAAUUGGGAAAUUGCCCCCACGGCUUAAGCUUGACGAAGGCUUUUACACCCAGGACGCACGUAUUCUUAUUUUCAUUUUAGUUUUAAAAGUCCGUAACGUCCGCGGCGCAAUGGAGCAUUCAACACACGGUUAUAUCCUCUUAGCAUGGAUGACUGCUGAAUAUUAAAUCUAGCCGACAGUCAACUCCAAGGAAAAUCUAAUACCAAAGCACAACAAUUCGAUAUCGUGAAUGGUCAAUACCCCGAUCUGCAGGAAUUACACGUACAUGUAGGCCACCGGGAGAAAUAUAUAAACCCUGGCACAACUUUCAAUGUAAAGUCGGCGGCUGGAAUCAUCACAAUGAGUAACAGGCGGACAAUGUAUAUCGUUGUACUGGCAGUGCUGGUCGGGUUCAUCUUGGGAUUUCUCUACACUUCUUCUUACUCGCGAUUCAUGAUGACGAACAAGGCACCGUUAUCACAUAAUGUUGUAGUCAACCGACAAAGCUUUGAGCAAAAUGUAAAAGUUCAAGUAAAUGCCAAACAGAGCACCGAUCCCAUAAUUCAAAACGGGCCACUGUUAGUUCGGAGCGAUUUCUGGGGAACUGUGAUUUCUCGGAACGAGUCCGGCUGGUAUAAAAUGGAGAAGUUUUGUGAUCCGAUGGCGAAAUUUGUCCGGACUCAACUGCGUGGACCACAACAAACUCCGAUACACGUGUAUACAGCACAGGAAGACCAAUGGGUUUCCGGAAAUAUCAUUCGACAAGGAAUGUGGGAAGGACAUCUUGUCACGAGGAUACAUAACAUACUAAAAAAUGACCCGGAUGUAGUUUUUGUGGAUAUCGGUGCCAAUGUGGGUGUAUUUUCUCUGACCGUGGCCAAACUAGGACGUCAUGUCAUUGCCGUAGAUGCUCUGGAUGGCAAUGUUGCUCGUUUGUGUCGGUCCGUACAGGACGGGAAGUUAAGCGAUCACAUGACCAUUGUCCAUAAUGCGUUGUCAUAUCAACGGGAAAAAGUGGCACUUGGAACUCAUAAAAAAAAUGUAGGCGGGACUUACGUCAAAAAACUAGAAAAAUUAGGACUCGAUAAGAGUGGUCAACAAGCGCUAAUAGUGGACGCUAUACUUCUGGACGAUUUGUUAGAAAUAUUUAACAUCAAAAGGGCAGUUAUAAAAAUGGACGUAGAGACGUUUGAAGCCAAUGUCUUAAAAGGAGGUGAAAAAUUCUUUAAAAAUGUGAAGGUAGAGUACUUGCUUAUGGAGUUUGUAUCUCAUAGAGGAAAGGAAAGCGGGAAUUUCAUAGUGGAUUUUUUGAGAAAUCAUAGCUUAAUUUCUGAAAAUCCUAAUAAGAACCACGCCACGUGGUCCGGGGAGGUGAUGUUCAAGAGAGUGUCAUGAUUUCUCCCACCUACUCCACGCUCAUACAACAACGAUCUCGUCUCUUCAGGUCCGACUCUAGAGUGAUAUACACCCUGAAUCCUGAAAAAUACUAGCAUAUCAAGUAAAUUUUAUAAUGUGUGUAGUUCAUGUAAACUAGAAAGUACAGACAAUUUUUCUCGUCAUAUUACAAAUUUCACUUGUCAAUUUUGAGAUACUGUGUUAGAAAUAUCAUUAAAGAAAUGAAGCAAAAAACAUUUACACUGUAUACUUGCAGAUGUUACAAUAAUUAAAUUGGUAUACUAGGGGGAACACACACAGAGAGAUAGAUAGACAGAGAAAUACGAUCUCUUACUCGAAAUUCAUCAAUAUUCCAAUUUAAUAUAAAUGUCAAAUUUGUAUUAUCGGAAUAUUUAAACCGUUCAUUGAUUGUUAGCAUCACUUUCACGCGCACUAAAGCGUACAAUUAUAAUAGUCCUGACUAAAAACCCAUCGAAAGGCAAUAAACGUUCUGAUUGGUUCACCUUUGUCACAGCCUGUGUAUGGUGCAGGGUAGAGGAGGACUGAAGCGAAGGAAGCAGGGAGGAAAAUUGUAUUCUACUAGACAUUAUAUAUAAUGUGAAUUUGGAAGUAAAAAUCAAUUUCACGUUCAAAUGCAGUUUAAUAAAUUCUCCCAAACCAAUAUUGGUACGUGAGGUACAACAGUAACUCAUAUAUAUAUAUAUAUAUAUAUAUAUAUAUAUAUAUAUGACAUGACAAAAAGUUAAUAUAGAUCUGGGAAUAAAGGAGAGCAGACAACAUCAUAAUGUUCAAAAUAAACAUUUUUUCAUUUUUUCUUUCUUUUUGAGUUGACAUAAUUAGUCCUAUGAAGUUUUAAAAUAACAUUAGAUUAUUGGUAGUAAUAAUUGCCCAGAUAAUCUUAUCUAAUAUCAAUUAAUGCUUUACAUUCUACAGUGGAAUUCGUCAGCAAUUUGAGCAUUGUUACACAGAGUGCAUCCCACGCCAUAUCUCAAUCUCCACCGGUAGGCGAUAAUCUUAGAAUUUCGGAGAUAACAUAUUCAUAGAGUUUUCAGAACCAACUUUUUAUGUCCAGCCAUGAAUAUGGCCUGGGAAGAUGGUGUUUGUCAUGUCCAUCUUCCAUCCUUCUGUCAUCCCGGUACACCACAGGCACUUGUUUCAUACAUGGGCCCCUCCUUAAUAAUACUGUGGUAUUAUUAAGGAGGGGGCCCAUGUAUGAAAUAAGUGCCUGUGCGUCAAAAUUUGCGUUUAGCUCAGUUUCAAGGAAACUACUCAAGCUAUUUUUAUCAAACCUUACAUGCUGAUACAUAUUGGUGACAUCUAUUCAACUGCAUCAAUAUUUUUUUUACCUUGGCAUUUCCUUUGACCUUGACCUCACUUUUCCUUCUUUUGUGUUUAACUUAAUUUCAGAGAAACUAUUGACAAUAUUUUUAUGAAAACUCUUACAUUGUACUAUACUUGUGGAACGAGGAAUACAUUAAUGAUUACGAGACAUUUAUGUAAUUCAUUCAUGAAGAAAUAAAAAACUCAAGUCAACAUGGAUAAAAAUGUUUUGAAAAAUUCAGUAAUAAAUUAUCCAAGCAACUUCAUAAAAAGAGGAAAAAUUAACACCAAAGCAUUUAAAAAAAAAAAACGAAUUUAAAUUCAUACAUCUACUUCAAGACAAGUAGGAAUAUGCAGAAAAUACAAAAAUAACAGCAGGGCUUUCUCAAUCGGGAAUCCACGUUGUGGUAUUCGUACUAGGGUUUAAGGUGGCUCACUACACCCAGAAAUAGUUUCUCAAAUCAGUACGAAUUGAUUUAAUCAUAAAAGAUAUGAUGAUAUAUAAUAAAAAAGCAGAAAAUAUGCAGAUUUGGAUAAAAAUAUUUUCAAAAAUUAACACAUAUGAACAAAAGACUCAGCAUGGCAGAUUUGAACUCGAGAUCUGCGAUUCACCAGGGGCCAGUUUCACAAAACUAACUUACGACUAAGAUCUAACUUAAGACAUAAAUUUUUCCUAAGUUCAUUCCUUAUCCGUUUCACAAAAAGUGUCGUAUCUUAGGAUUUUCAUAAGUUCUUUCGUAACUUUACGAAAGGUAAGUAGGUGUCUUAAGUUCAAACUAAAUAUGGUGGCGGCCUUUAUUUUGCUAUGUCGUCGUCAACUUAGACGAGAAAGGCAGUUCAGAGAUGGAAACAAUCCUUUAGAUUAUAUGAACGACAUGGAGAUUGUUUCAAAAUUUAAACUACCACUUCAUUUGAUCAUCGACUUAUGCCAAAUGAUGGAAAACGAUUUAAAAAAGACCCACUCGUAGGUCCCAAUCAUUGCCAACAUUGUUACAAGUCAUGGCUGCCCUCAGGUUUUAUGCCACGGGGAAUUUCCAUUUAGUGACUGCUGAUCUUCACGGCAUCAGUAAGUCCAACGUUUCCAGAAUAGUUCGAGACGUUUCUUCUUUACUUUCAAACAUGAUCCCUAACUACAUCAAGAUGCCAGAAGGAGAUGCAGAGGGCUUAGUGGAACUUGAAGGUUCCUUAUCGAGAGUAUCAACCCCACCCGAAAUCCCAGAAACGCACGUGUUUCCAAUUAUAGCUUGUCCUCUAUUGGAGUGAUUUCUACUUCUCUGGGCAGGGGGUCAUCGCCAGGUUUUCGUUGUUCUCGUCUAUUCAACGCUAUAUCCCUUUUCGUAUCGCUCGUUAAGCAGCUCCAUGUAUAAUAUACACUUCUGUGAAUACAAUCCUUUUGCAUACAAGACAACCAAACACAACUUUGGUGUAAGUCAGGCAAGCUUGUCGGGCAGCCGACGUUUAAUAACUUUACAGCAAAUUUACUACAUACAUGUUAACUGACGUGAACAAGUGUUAUGCAAGUGCUGAAUCAAAUAACAAAAUGUCAAGAAACCCCCAUUAUUGACGUUAAAAACCGCCCAGGAAAAACCAUAGAUAAAAUAUUUGAAAAAACUAUGGAAACCUGUGUCCGAAAGCAAGUGUUAUGUAACGUCUAAGAGUGAAUAUCGGACCUUAUCCAUAAUUAAAUAUGAUAAUAAAAAAUUGUGCUACGUGCACUUCGUGAGACUGGCUUAGAAUGACCUUACUCAUGAUAUCGACACUUUAUAUAGGCCUUCCUAUGGCCACGCCUUGUAUUACUACGCAUAGGCAUUCGAACACGUUCCUAUCAUACAACGUUUUCCCUCUAUUCUUCGAAACGCGGGAAAACUACAUUCUUUUUUAGCUCAUCAACUGUCCUUUCAUGGGAGGUAUUAACUGCGUUUACCUUUGCUGUCAUUUCUUCCCAUUGUAUUUUUUUAGCUGAAUUUGUAACGCUGGAGUUCUGUUUGGAAAUAACACUUCUUUUCUUUUUUCUACCUCCUCAGUUAAAUCUAUUUCUGCCGUUGAGGUAUUAGGAUUUCUUUUUGACUCCGUCAUGUUUACAUUUCGAGCACGGCAUGGGUUGUGUGGCUCGAUUUAUUCGUUGAAUUGGAUAGUGAGUUGAACAAUAAAAUCAUUGAAACAUGACAGACCGUCAGUUAUUGGAAAUGUGUUGAAUUUCUACAUGUAGUUGCAAUAUCGGACUGAAACAGGUGAUAGCGGAAACAUGACAGACCGUCAGUUAUUGGAAAUGUGUUGAAUUUCUACAUGUAGUUGCAAUAUCGGGCUGAAACAGGUGAUAGCUCCCCCCCCCCCCCUCUCUGAAACUAUGUACUAAUGUCACACUUAAUUGCUUGUAGUGUGUAUCUAUUAAGGUUUUCUAUCAAUUAUCUUUUUCAAUGAUUAAUUUACACAAGCUGUUCAUUCACUACCGGUAUUUAAACUGUAAAUGCAAAAUCUGAAAACACUGAUUUAAGAUAUAUCUUAGGAAAAGAGAUUUCUUAUAAACGUUUCGUGAAACAGUUGUGGAUAUUCUUAGGAAAUUCGUAAGUUAGAACUUAAGAAUAUCUUACGACAUAUCUUAAGAUAUAUCUUAGGAAAGUUUUAUGAAACUGGGCCCAGCCCAAUGUUGUUGUUGUUUGUUUUUUUUCGGAAACCAGCCCAAUGCUUUAACCAACUGAGCUGCAAUGAUAAACAAACAAAUGGAUUGAUACCAAUAAUUUCAUAAAACAUUUAAAUCUUAAACUGAUGGUGAACUCAUUGUGAGUUGUUUACAAGUAAUAUCACACAUUUAAAAAACCAUUUCAAACCCUCUCCCUUGUUAAAUCUAAUAUAUUAUUUCUAUGACAAAGUGAAAUGUUCUAAUUAAAAAAUGUCACUUUUUUCAAUUUUCGUUAUCUUUAAACUUUUUUUUACUUAAGUAUCACCCAUUCAUUUCACUCUGGAUAUUAUUCAAAUUUACCAAAAUUCUAAGAAAAACGCUAUAAAGAAAAUGAAAAUUUUGGCAUUGGUUAAAUGUUGUGUGACAAUUUUGAUGUUGAUUAGAUUUGAAUUUAAUUUAAUUUAAACUAUAUUUUAUUCACAAAGUGAAUGGGAUCGGGCAGCAGACAUAGCCUAUUAAAGCCCUCUCCCUACAAGAAGGUCAAGUGUGAAAUGGAAAUACAAGGCACACACAUAUACAAUUAAAUUACAUAUACACCAGAGAACAGUCACAUGAAUGUGCACAUAUAUAUAUAAAUAGGCAAUAGCAAUAGAUAGACUAAGAAAAGUUUCGAUAUAUAUAGAUUUGAAUUACGUAGUUAUUGCAUAUACAUCGUGUCUUCUUUUUUUCCUCUAUAAUACUUUCUAUUUAUUUCGGAAGACAUUUUUAAAUUCUUAAAAGAUUAUAAAAUCUAUAAAGUCAAUAUUUCGAUGUUUCAUAUGUUUACCUUUACCUUUCACUGUUCUAUGUAAUUCAUUAUACCGCCAUUUUACCAGUCUUCUCGAACGUUAUUUCUUUUCUGCAAUUUCAUUGGUUAUGAGGUUUAAUGCUGGCUUUUCAGAUUGAGCGUUUAGUUUUAGUAUUUAAUAAAUAUAUUGGUUUGCCAGUCUUAUAUAAAGCGUAGCACGAUGGAGAUUCGUUCUCUCUCUCUCUCUCUCUCGUAAAACUAACGUAGAGUUAAGGAUCAGACUUUAGGAGUUAGAUUUUUGACAAAAUGUACUUAUAUCCUAGCAGAGUCAAGGUUCAGGGUAGAAUUAGAUAUUCCUUAAUUCCUUACCUAAAUAUUUUUCAUAGUCAAUAGUUAUAUAUUUGGGCUACCUCAUCAUUUAUAUUCAGACCUGAACUGUAUUAGCGGUGUGUAGGGGCACGCUGGUGCAGUAUUACUGACUAAAUUACUGUAUGUGUUUGACAGUGUAUGGAGACUUGUUAGUGUAUUUUUCUUAUUUUACGGUACAUAUUUUUUGUAAUUCUGGUCUUUUAUUUUGGGUAAAUUUUACAUUCCGCUUUGGUUAUAAUCAUAUUCAUCCAUUUUCUUUGGAUUAUUUAUUAUCAGCUAUUCUUAAACCAUAUUUACUUAUGCUAUAAUAAAUUUGGAAACUUUA